GGGAGGGGUGGCACUACAAGAGCACGAUUGUUUCCCCUCUUCUACUGUGGAGUUUAGGACUGAGAGAGGACGACGUAGCACACUAGCUAGUCAGUAGGAGUAGCUGAUUCAACCCUGAACUGCGCAUGAGGAGGGACAUAGGAGGUGUCUGGAAUAUAAACAUAACUAACCCUGACCCAUGUACACAAAGGGGCAGCAGCAGUAGUAGGUUGGAUGCGGGUUGUGUGUGCGGUGCUGUGCCUUGGCCUUGUCGGGGCGCUGCAGCGUGAGCAGGUAGCUCAGCAUGCCAUCAAGCUGCAUCGGGGCAGGAGUGCUGUGGCCAAGCACGCUUGGAGCUGGGUGUCUGAUAACUGCCGGCGCCUGGGCAGCCUCAUCCGACAGAAGAACACGGCCAUUAAGAAGCUAGCUGUGGCUGCAGUCGCUGUGGGGCGAGACCACUCCCUCUCAGACCCAGAGAGACUCUUCCAGGUUCACACUCUGGAGGUGUUCCAGAAGGAGCUGAAUGAGAGCGAACGCUCAGUCUUCCAGGCGGUGGUGGGCCUGCAGAGGGCGCUGCAGGGAGACUACAGGGACGUGGUCAACAUGAAGGAAAGCAGCCGUCAGAGACUGGAGGCCCUCAGAGAAGCAGCCAUUAAGGUUCAGCAGGAGUAUGUAGAGCUGGUAGCAGCAGAGAAGCACCAGGUGGAGGCUGUGAAGAGUGCCCUGGCCCAGAACAAGACCCUGUCCAUGCUGGAUGAGAUCCUCGAGGACGUCAGGAGACUGGUUCAUCUGGAGGAACAAUUCCAGGACCACGCCUUCGACAACAAUAAACAGAUGAAUGGAGUGCACGUAGCCAACGUGGAGGCGGUGCUGAGAGUGGAGGAGGAGGAGGAAGACGGAGGGAAAAGAAGAAGGAACGCGUCAAGGAGAGGUGGAGAGGUGGAGGACGACGUGGGGCUGAGCAUGCUCAUCGACUCCCAGAACAACCAGUAUGUUCUGACCAAGCCCAGAGACUCCACCAUGCCCCGCUCCGAUCAACACUUCAUCAAGGACCUGGUCUCCGUAGUGAUGCUGUCUCUGCCAUGUGGUUGGCUGUGCACUAUGAUGGGCCUGCCCCCCAUGUUUGGUUACAUCGUCUGUGGAGUCCUCCUGGGUCCCUCUGGACUCAACAGCAUCAAGUCUAUGGUGCAGGUAGAAACGCUGGGAGAGUUGGGAGUGUUCUUCACUCUCUUCGUGGUCGGUCUCGAGUUCUCCCCAGAGCGACUUCGGAAGGUGUGGAAGAUCUCUGUGCAGGGUUCAUGCUACCUCAGUCUGUUGAUGGUGGCUACAGGGCUGCUGUGGGGUCAGGUGCUGCAUAUCCGUCCCACCCAGACCGUCUUCAUCUCCUCCUGUCUCUCUCUAUCCUCCACACCACUGGUCUCACGCUUCCUGGCUGGGGGCGCCCGCGCUGACAAGGACGGGGAGCUGGACUACAGCAGUGUUCUCCUGGGGAUGUUGGUAAUGCAGGAUGUUCAGCUGGGUCUGUUCAUAGCCGUCAUGCCCACCCUCAUACAGGUGUCAUCUGGCCACCUGGACAGUGUCCUGUUUGGAGGUCUGCACGUCCUCCUGCUCCUGUCCCAGGUCCUGUUCUCUCUGGCUAUGGUACUACUGCUGUGUGUUCUCCUCAAAUCCUUCCUGAUUGAGGUUAUGUUUCCUGUGACAGAGUUCCUGGGCAUUUCCAUGGAGCUGGGCUGCUUCCUGGCUGGAGCGCUUCUCUCCUCGCAGGGUCACAUUUGCACCACGGAGGUCAUGGGCUGCAUCGAGCCAAUCAGAGACUUCCUCGCCAUCAUCUCUUCGCUCCAUUGGUCAGAGAACUGA
Oncorhynchus nerka (sockeye salmon) is the source of this 1836-nucleotide messenger RNA. RefSeq names its product transmembrane and coiled-coil domain-containing protein 3-like. Gene Ontology annotation, molecular function: potassium:proton antiporter activity. Lineage: Eukaryota; Metazoa; Chordata; Actinopteri; Salmoniformes; Salmonidae. Gene Ontology annotation, biological process: proton transmembrane transport; potassium ion transmembrane transport. Gene Ontology annotation, cellular component: membrane. The record is from RefSeq and is a predicted model, not a curated record.